Oryzias melastigma (Indian medaka) is the source of this 6407-nucleotide messenger RNA. It is a transcript of the gene phaf1, whose product is annotated as linkage group 6 C16orf70 homolog. The transcript has 16 exons. Gene Ontology annotation, cellular component: trans-Golgi network; dendrite; synaptic vesicle membrane. The coding region runs from base 1042 to 2292 and encodes 416 amino acids. The record is from RefSeq and is a predicted model, not a curated record. Lineage: Eukaryota; Metazoa; Chordata; Actinopteri; Beloniformes; Adrianichthyidae. Gene Ontology annotation, biological process: Golgi to plasma membrane protein transport.
GCCAAGGACGUACGACGAGCACCGGAAGCUGCCAGAUCAGCUGGUUGCUGCUGUUGUUGAUGUGUGGACUUGUUGUUUGGACUUGGUGUCCCUCUUCUCUGCUCGCAGCGGUGAAGACACGUCAAAGCUCGCGGCCUGGACACAGAGGACAUUUGCCGGCUCUGGAGUUCACGAGGAACCAAGCACGCGACCGGUCGCUAGGAUUUGUUUACUCGCGCGCGGCGGCAGCAGCAGAGCUAGCUUUUUUCAGAACCUUUAGGAAAACCAAGAAAAGAAAAGAAAAUCGGACUCUGCUUUUGUCUCGGUGAAGAAAUCAAUCGUAUCUCGUCCUGUGAAGCAUCGGUUCUGUGUUUUAUUUAUAUUUGCGCUUCAUUUUAGGUACCGGGGCGAAACAGCUAGCAUCCGCUAACGUUAGCUCGAAGAAAAGAGUCCAGGUUUGAAGCUUUCAUAACAACAACCCCCCCUCUCCCUGAGACCGUUAACGACCCGAGGCGGAGAGGGACGCUUCAUCUGGGGCUGCAGUUCGUGCAUGUGCCGCUGGUUCCGGACACACUGGCACGAAGCCGAAAUAUGUUCGCGUAACAACAAAGAAAGCAUCGCUUCAGUUCUCUCGCUUGUAAACAAACUGUGAAUUUAUCCCCUGGAUUUUUUUCUUUUAAUUUUUGGUCGUUUUAUUGAUUUUUUUAAGCAUUUGAUCGCCUGACAGCUGGUCUGGUCUGUUUGAGUGUUUGCUGACAAGUUGAGCAAUCUCUGGUUAAGUCACAGGCUUUACUGACUCAUAUGGUAAUUGUGAAUAUCUGACUUAUCUGGCUCCUUUCUGUGGUGAAGUUUCCACAUUUAGGACGCAUGACAUGAGUUAAAAGUACAGGCUUUUGACCUGAACCCCCCCCCAGACCGAGCAGCUUCAGAACAACAGGUAUGAGGAUCAGCAGCUGCCUGUUGUGAUCAGGCGCUGUGAUCUGGGACAGACAGAAGAAGAGGGCCCCUCUGUGGCUCCUGUUGUGUCUUGAGGUGAGCGCUCUUGCCCCCAACUACUUGCCAAUGCUGGAUCUGGAGGUGGUCCCUGAGAGAUCACUUGGAAAUGAGCAAUGGGAGUUUGCCUUAGGGAUGCCGUUUUCCCAGGCUGUCUCUAUCCUCCAGAAACACUGCCGCAUCAUCAAGAAUGUCCAGGUGCUGUACAGCGAGCAGACGCCUCUCAGCCACGACCUCAUACUGAACCUGACUCAGGAUGGGAUUAAACUGCUGUUUGAUGCCACAAACCAGAGACUUAAGGUGAUCGAGGUAUAUGACCUUAGCAAAGUCAAGCUAAAAUACUGUGGAGUGCAUUUCAACUCUCAGGCCAUCGCACCCACGAUAGAGCAGAUAGACCAGUCCUUUGGAGCCACGCACCCUGGAGUUUACAACCCUGCAGAGCAGCUGUUCCACCUCAACUUUCGAGGACUGUCCUUCUCCUUCCAGCUGGACUCGUGGAAUGAGGCGCCGAAAUAUGAGAUUCCACAUGGAGCCAUGGUUAGGAGGAUGCACAUCUACACCGGCAACAACCUGCAGGAAACGAGAGCUCCUCCAAUGCCGCUGGCUUGUUUUCUUGGAAACAUCUACGCUGAGUUCGUGGAUGUCCUGAGAGAUGGGGCGGGUCCUUUGGGGCUCAAACUCCGCCUCCUCACUGCAGGCUCGGGUGUUGGGGUGAUGGCCGACGCCAAGGUCCGGUCAAUGGACAGGAGCAUCUUCUUCGGGGACUCCUGUCAGGACGUCCUGGGCGCUCUUGGCUCGCCGCAUAAAGUCUUCUACAAGUCGGAGGACAAGAUGAAGAUCCACUCUCCAUCACCUCACAAGCAAGUUCCCUCCAAAUGCAAUGACUACUUCUUCAACUUUUUCACCCUGGGCGUGGAUAUUCUUUUUGACUCAACAACUCACCUGGUGAAGAAGUUUGUUCUCCACACCAACUAUCCAGGACAUUACAACUUUAACAUAUAUCAUCGAUGCGACUUUAGGAUUCCUCUCAUCAUCAAAAGAGACGGAGCUGAUUCUCAGGCUGAGGACUGCAUCUUAACCACCUACAGUAAGUGGGAUCAGGUUCAGGAGCUGCUGGGUCACCCUAUGGAGAAACCUGUGGUGCUUCACAGGUCUUCGUCGGCCAACAACACCAACCCGUUUGGCUCCACCUUCUGCUUUGGACUUCAGAGGAUGAUCUUUGAGGUGAUGCAGAACAACCACAUAGCUUCAGUCACCCUCUAUGGUGCUCCUCGGACAAGCAGCCAAGCCCGACCCGAGUCCAGCGGCAGCUCCCACUGAACAAGUGAGCCGCUCCUGAAGUUUGUGAUCCACAGCCACAUUCUGGACCCAGCAGCCCUGAUUGAAAACAUGACUCAACUCAGAGGGGUUUGCACCAAACGGAGAAGCUGGCCACAUUCAUUCUUCCAGUCCAGAGUCCACAGGACCCGUCAGAGCGAGGGGGGUGGUCCAUGCCAACAGUCCGGAGCGCUGCGGCGCUGCAGAGCUCACCUGCUUCCUGUUUCUGUUCUGUGAGGUUGGUUGGAUCUCAUCUGCUGAGGAUCAUUUAACAGACCCCCCCUCCACACACACACCUGUCAUCCCCCACAUGGACCAUUAGAUCCACAGAAGAAGAAGCAUCGGAGCCAAACUGAAUCACAGAGGAGAGAAUCCCAUCCAGAAGAGGGGUCUCCUUCCUCUCCUCCUCCUCCUCCUCCUCCUUCCUCAGGCUUCUGUAAACACAAAGCACACUACACAACCCUCUCACAAACAUCUGUGGGGGUGUGUGUGUGUGUGUGUGUGUGUGUGUGCGGUUCUGCUUCUGUUGGGUUUUUGUGAGAAUGAAAGGAGACUCAUAAGCACAAGUUUGUGAUGUUUCAACUCGCCGCUUCCUCAAGUUCACAGUAACAUUUGCACUAAAAUACACCGUCUUACUUGAUUGUGUGACAUCCUGAGUGUUGUGUGAAUGUGUGCGUUUGUCUGGACUGCGGCCCCCCACUCGCCCCCCCUUUACAUGUCACUGAUAGAUCCUUGUGUUUUUUCUUUAUUUGCCAAAUGCUACAGCCAAAGAUUUGGGGUGUUUUUUUUUUGUCUUUUUCGAAUCUACAGUCAUCAUUUGUGUUUUGUUGUCUCCAUGUUAACGCCUUCUUUACGAGCUUCUUUCUGGAGUUGAAUCCAUAUUUUUGAAAGGAGGAAGUUAAUGUGGUCCUCAUUAGUCUUUGAUUACAAGCUAGUUAAUAAAAAGUGUGGAUUUUAACGCUCUUUCUGUUUUGCCGAGCUCCAUCGUUUUUAUUCCACGAGUGAAAGGUGUGAGGUUGUUUUUGCCAUCCGGAUUUGCACGCUGGAGGAGUUUGAGCAUUCGGAUCAGAUCCAGCUCAUCUAGGGAGGAUUUUUGUCCGACAUAAACCUUAAAUCCAUUCAGUUUUCUGUGAGCAUAGAAGAAUUUCUUCAAGCUUUUUCAUUUCAGUUUCAGGUUUAAGAGAAGUUAGACAUUUUUCAGUAUUAAUUUUUCGAUGGAAAUCUUGGUUCUUCUUGCAGGGUUUCUGAAGGAACUCAACUGCAGGUUGUUUGGGAAUCUCAGACCUUCUGUGGAAUCAAGUUGUUCAUUUUUUAGUAACUGAAUGUUUCAGCUUCAGGUUUAAGUCAUUCUUAAGUUUGUUCCUGUGUUCUCCAGCAGAAGGAGAACAGAGAGGCAGCCACGUUUCUAUGUUUUUCUAGUAUUUUUAGCUGCCCUCUGGACAGAAUAUGGUACAUUUUUUGGUCCAGAAUUGUUGUUUCCUAGCAGUUGUACACAGAAUCGCUUGUUCUUUUUAGCAACAAGCUCCUUCAGUUGAAAGUUCUUUCUUUUUGAGACCUGCUGAUGCGGGACAUCCUCUCACCUGUGUGCAGGUAAAAGCAGAAGACUGGUUUUCCUCUCAGUGUCUUUUUACUUGCGAAUUGUUUCAUCUGGUUUGCUCUGUGAGGUUAGAUACAUACAGAUGUAGAGAAGCUGUAAAUACCUUUGUCGUCCCACUCUUCAUCGCCGUUUCUACCUGGAAUGAAGUGGUUCCUGUAGAACAGCCUCUCAUGAGUUUAAGGAGCUGCAGAACCUUUUGGGUAUGAGAUGUUUCCAGUGCUGCAGAAACGGAGUUCUGCAUCUGCAAAGCACAUUCAAGUGAUCCAUUCUGACAUUUCAGUACCUCCUGUUUCUGUGUGAGCAAACAGGAAAAGGCUCGGAAGUGCUGAAUUUGUGCCUCAUCUCCCACCACAUUAAUCUCCUCUGUAGAAAAAAAAAACCCUCUCUGUACAUAACUUCUGAGAAAGCGUGUCUUUGUACAGUUUGAAUGUGAGCAUCUCUGAGCACGAAGCAGCGCACGAUGGCUGAGUUUGGCUUUAUGUUUCCCGAAUGUUUUGCUCCUUUUACAAACUUGACUCUGAAAAUGCCGAUGGGGCAUCGAAAAAUCUGAAGGAAAAUGGCUUGUCCACCUCUGAAGAACUCUGGAUGCUUCCGGGGGAAAAAAACUGCCCACUGAAGGUCAUUUCUACUGAAGACCGACGCAGGAACUUCACCUCACUCAGGUGUCAUGUCGCCUCCAUUUUUUUAACGCAGAAAAAUAAAUAAAACCUCUGCAAAAAGCUGAUAUUUGGCAAAAUAACAACAAAGGAGUCACCACUCAUGAAGAGUUCUUUGCUUUUUUUUAUGUGACCAUAUCACCAACUGUUUAAUGUAUCAUUUGUCCAUAAUGGAUUCCCAACUCAAAACCUGUUCAUUCAAAUAGUCUUUAGUAGUUUUGAUUUGCUGUAAUUUCAAACACUUUGUAGUUUUUCGAUAACAUUUUACUGAUGAAGAACAAAUGUUAUAAAAGGUCAACUUUUUGUAAGCUUUAUUACACCGUCAUGUCAUGUUGCAGAUCUGUGCAGAAAUGAAGAUCCUUCUGGAACAGGACUUCAUCAUCUGCAAACAUGAGGACUUUUUCUUUUCAUUUUUUUCCCUAAAGUUCUGUCUUAUCUCAUUGUUCAUUUUUACUAAAAAUCAUUUUCAUUGAUCAUUUACAGACUGUCUGCUUCUCUUCAAACUCAGGAAGCUGCUGUUUUUCAGCACUUCCUGUUUGUUUCAUUUGUCUUCUAAAUAGUAUUUCUUUUAACUGAUUUUUUUUACAUUAGCUUUGUGUGCUUUCAUUAUGGCUAAAAUUUGUUUUUUUAUAUAUAUAUUUCUCAUAUCAAGACAUAAAAUAUUCUUUAGUGAAAGUGCAGUUCACAUUGUACGAAGGCCGCCCCCUGGAGUUGAUGUAGGGUAUCUCAGCAGGUCUGGAUUUUAAUCUCAUUUUUUUAAUCUUGCAGAACUUUUUGCUAACUUUCCCUGUUGAGCUCUUACAGACUUGUAGUCAGAUACUCAUAGAUUUUUUUUCUACUUUUGAGCAAAGCAAAUAUAUUUAAAAAAAAUCUUUCUAUGGCAUCUCCACUUUAGGCAAAAACUGUCAUUUUCUUCAUCCACACAAAACUACAUGACUUUGAAGUCGGGAUACAGAAAUUCCUGCACAUGUUCGUCAUUCCCAGACAUAAGAAGUUUUAAUGUUUUGUGGAGGCUGUUUUCCAUUUAAAUGAGCUUGCAGUAGUUUUUAAAAGCAAAUCCACCUCCACUGUUGUUGUGAUGCUGAGCAGUGGCUUCAGUGGCCGUAAACACUGUUAAAAGUUUACCCUCUUCUUACUGUUCUGUCCUGACAGAUAUUUUUCUUCAUCUGGAGUUUGACUAACAGCAAUCAACAUUUCUGCUUUGAAUUUCUGUCUAGAAAGAGUUGUACGAUAUUUCGAACCAUGUAUUCUGCAGCUUAUUUGCACAUUUUGCUUCUAUAUUUGUUUAUAAUAAAAUUAGUUGUGGUAAUUUUUUUUUAAUCCAAAAUAUGCGUGAAAAACAUUUUUAAUUUUUCCAAAACAAAGAGGAGCUGAACACUCAUUCUCCUGGAGUGCUAAUUCUGUAUUUCUCAUAAGUUAUGGAAACAUUAGUGUCUGUUUUCAGUGAAUAACAAACCUGCAAAACUCCAGUUUUCAUUUAUAACUUUUUCUGUGUGAUUGUAAAGUCUUUUUCUCUUCUUAACAUUCUCACCCCUCAGAAUAUUUUUCAAAAACUGUUUUAACUCCUAUUUCUGGAAACUGGUGGGUUAAUUCAAACCUGUGAAUUUCCUUGGAAUGUGGCAUUUUUCUAUUUUGAAUACCUUUAUGAAGACUGCAGCGUCCAGCAUGUCCACUGGAAGAAAAAAAGGCAAUAACAGAAGCACCCUGAGCAAAUGAACUUAAAGCUUUGCUGCAGACAAUUCCUUCAACAGUGUUUGAUGUUGUUGAGUUUCCAACAAUUUUGUCAGACGCUCGCUGUUCAUUGACGUCCAUUUUCUGUGUGCAACCAGGAUAUGAAAAAUAAUAAAAUACAAAUGUGAAAAUGA